GUUCUAAUGUGAGUCUUAAGCCUGGUUAAUGAACAAGCGCCGUUACUUGCUCUGCUCCACCUUUUUGUAACGACUAGCGCUCUUCGCAGCUCGCGUGAGGAAUCUCUUCACAACAACAUUCACACUCACGCUCACGCUAUUUCUACAAUACAACACAGUAUUUACAGCACUUGCGUGAGACACACGGUCAUAUAUCGAAAUGGCCAACAAGGACGACAAGAAGAAGCAGACCCAGAAUGACCCUAAGAACAAGGGCAAGGGCAAGGGCUUCGACAAGGAGUUGACGAGUCGUGCUGGGUCGCAGAGCGGACAGCACAGCUCGUCGGCUCAAGGUGCCAAGAAUGGCUCUGGUACCGUCAGCAAGCUUUUGAAGGUCGUGCCACGCAACACUCUCACGCUUGGGUCGUCGGAGAGCAAGAUCGGCGAACUUGGAGUGGGCACGGUGAACCAGCAUACCGGCGCGCUGGCCAAGAACCAGAUAUGUCUGUCCACCGUUAAUGACAACACCGCGAUUGUCUUUAACGGUGAUAAUGAGUCCUGCCUGUCCCAAGUCGCGGAUAUAGCGAGCCAAGUCAGGAAAGAAGGGCAGAGCGUGUCAGGCUUCUUGAUGAUGACUGACGAGAAGACGUUCUUUGAGCCGGGCGCCAAAAGGAAGUUUCUUGCGCUGGAUGACAUGGGCGACGAGAAGUUAGAGGCAGCCUGGGCCAGAAAACAGGCUAAAGCUUUGCCUACUACAGGCCAGGGGGACCAGCAGAGUUCUGGCCGCGGUCAGGCAGACAACCGCCCCAAGCCCAAGGGUGAUGGUCAAGACCAAGGCCGACCUUACAACAAGCGCCAGAGACGGCUCUUUUGCGUUGGGUGUGAGUCCGACAAGCAUUGUCUGGACACAUGCCUCAAGGCUGGCGACAACGGGCUCAUGAAGGGUUGCCCGCUCUGCAAUACCCUCGAUCAUCAAGCCAGCAACUGUCGUAGCGGGUUGCUCAAGGUCAAGAAGGACAGAGUGUACCAGUUUGUCUUCAAGCGACGCAACAUGCCAAGCUUCUUGAACUUCAAGAGCUGGUUCGAGCUUGUCUCUGCCAAUGUCAGGCCUACGGAUCGAGAGUGCUUCCCGUGGACCCCCGAGUUCACCAAGUCCAACGCCGCUCACAUUGAGCAACUCCAGAAUCAGCUGGACACCCAUGGGUUCAGAGUCACAAAGCUGCCCGUGGAUCCCAAGUUGAUGGGGUGGACGGCUGUACAGGCCCAUUACAGGAGCCUCGUUGGAGAGGGGAAAGAGAAAGCUCUGGCUGAGGCGCGAUCCAAGGUGACUCCUCUGUCAGAUGAGCAGAAGGCUAUGGCGUGGAUGCUGCGUCCUAACACGAAGUUUCCCACUGGGCUCUAUCGAGAUGAGCAGGUUAAUGAAGAUGUUGAGAUGGGUGACAACGCCCAGGCUGAGAAUGCUCCUCAAGCUGAGGAACAAUCUGCGGCUGCUGCUCAAGUCGAAGGCGAGUCUGGCGUCACUCCUGUGCUCGAACAAGAGCCUGUGGCUGCCAACGGCGAGUCUGAGAUCCUUGCACAGGCAAAGGAAGAGCAAGAGCUGUCGCAUCGACGACCCUGGGAUGAGGAUUCGGAAGAGGAAGAUGAAGAGGUAGAGAUUGAGGGCGAUGACGAUGAUGAUGAAGACGGCAUGGCGCGAAGGAAGAUACUCCAGAAGAAGGCUGAGAGCGAAAGGAUCGCCCGUGCCAAGAGCUCUGCCUCUGAAUUGUGAUAGUCUAGGGUGUUAUAGGAUGGGUAGUCGGGUGAAAUAGUCACCAUAAAGUCUGAUUAAUUGAAUUGUCGUCACCGUCACUUUGAAUGCCCACUUAAACCCUUAAAUGUGUGACAUGAUUGUAGAUCUCGUUUACAGAUGUAUUUUUGAUGUCCAAUACUUGUGUGUGUUGAAAACCUGUUUUUCCGC
This is a messenger RNA of Fusarium redolens, 1936 nucleotides long. RefSeq lists its product as uncharacterized. The transcript has a single exon. The record is from RefSeq and is a predicted model, not a curated record. NCBI's taxonomy places the organism in Eukaryota, Fungi, Ascomycota, Sordariomycetes, Hypocreales, Nectriaceae. Bases 200 to 1747 code for a protein of 515 amino acids.